Messenger RNA from Teleopsis dalmanni, 1215 nucleotides. RefSeq lists its product as uncharacterized. Gene Ontology annotation, molecular function: nucleic acid binding. The record is from RefSeq and is a predicted model, not a curated record. The transcript has a single exon. Lineage: Eukaryota; Metazoa; Arthropoda; Insecta; Diptera; Diopsidae. Bases 1 to 1215 code for a protein of 404 amino acids.
AUGAGCUCCGAUUUGGCACACAUAUAUGACCCCUUGGGUCUUAUUGGUCCAAUCUUGGUCACCGGUAAAAUCUUGUUGCAAGGAGCAUGGCAGCUAAAACUCGAUUGGGAUGAUGAUCUUCCGUCAGAAAUACGUAAACAAUGGACAUCGUAUAGAGAAGAUCUGGCCUUGUUGGACAAUGCAACAGUUGUGAGGCACGUAUUCAGCAGUCAAGGCUACAGCCAUGUUGAGCUGCACGCUUUUUGUGACGCCUCAGAAAAGGCUUAUGGUGCAGCAGUAUACAUUAGAACAGUACAAAAGGAUAAAACGAUAAAACUUAAUCUACUAUGCUCCAGAUCUCGUGUAGCACCCAUAAAAUCUCAAACAAUUCCACGACUAGAAUUGUGUGCAGCGUUGCUAGCAGCAGAACUCAUGGCAAGAGUUAAACUUGAUUUAGGCUAUCAAGACAAAGCAACUUACUUUUGGACAGAUUCACAAAUUGUGUUUUCCUGGAUAAACAAUCAUCCAGGCAAAUUACCCGUUUACGUCGCCCACCGCAUUGUAAAAAUCCUUCGGUUAACAAUUCCAGAACAAUGGCGUCACGUCCCGUCAAAACAAAAUCCGGCAGAUAUCCUGUCAAGAGGGCUUAAACCGCGGGAAUUUUCAUCAUGCUACAUGUGCUUUUAUGGUCCACUAUUUUUAUAUCAGCCAAAGCCGCUGUGGCCAGCUCCCUUCAAAAGGGAAUUAAUUGUUGAAGAUAACACGGUGGAGCUCGCUUUAUCAACACAACACCCUACCAAUGAGCAUGCAUGGGUCUACUCGAUUCAUUCAAGAAAUUUAUUCACACAUGUCCAAAAAGUUGUUGGAUAUGUACUUCGUUUCACAAAAAACGCACUUAAGGUAAUAAUAUGUCAAAUCCAGGCCUCCGAUUUUUCUGAUCUAAGGAAAAUGCUAGUUAAGGACAAAUUUGUGCCAAAAACUCAUAACCUCAGUUCUCUAACUCUGUUCGUAGAUGAAGAAGGGGUAAUACGUGUUGGCGGACGUCUAAGCUCUUCAACACUGCAAUUUGAUGCCAUUCAUCAAAUGAUUUUACCAAGCAACGAUCCACUAGUAAAGUUGCUGGUAGAAAAAAUACAUAAAGUCAAUUAUCAUUGUGGCGCCCAAGCAUUGCUGGCACAAGUGAGGCAGCGUUUUUGGCCCCUCAAAGGAAAAAGCUCGAUGAGAGCUGUAAUAUAA